This is a messenger RNA of Entrophospora candida, 1143 nucleotides long. The record is from the annotation of a GenBank genome assembly. Lineage: Eukaryota; Fungi; Glomeromycota; Glomeromycetes; Entrophosporales; Entrophosporaceae.
AUGAAAGUUGCAUGUCUUCAGUUUAAUCCUAUACUCGAACAAGUAGAAAGAAAUCAAAAUUUUGCCUCCGAAUUACUCUCGAAUUAUGGUCCAGGUGAAAUUGAUAUUUUGUUGCUUCCAGAAAUGGCCUUUACAGGAUACGUUUUCACCAGUAAGGAUCAUAUAAGACCAUAUCUAGAAGAUGCAGAAACUGGCACCACAGUUCAAUGGGCAAGAUCCCAAGCAACAAGAUUACAAGCGUUUGUUAUGGUAGGAUAUCCUCAAAUAAUUAAAGGAAAACCAGAUAAAUAUUACAACAGUAUUUGUUUAGUUGAUCGAUCCGGUGAACUUAUCACAACAUAUCAGAAAACACAUUUAUACGAGACUGAUGAGAAUUGGGCUGAGGAAGGCCCAGGGUUCAAAUCAAUACACAUACCUACAUUAGGAAAGGUGGGCUUAGCAAUUUGCAUGGAUCUGAACCCUUAUAGAUUCCAGGCUCCCUCAGAUGAAUUUGAAUUAGCUCGUUUUCAUCUACGAGAAAAAAGUAAAAUCAUACUAUGCUCAAUGGCUUGGCUGAAAUCAAGUGAAUGUGUUAACAGUGAAUUGUUAUUGGAUAGUUAUGAUGAACCAAUCCAUGAUACUUCAAAUAUGAGAUAUUGGUGUUAUAGAUUACUACCAUUAUUUGACGAUGAGGCUUUACAACAAAAUGAUGAUGCUAAUAAUACUAGAGAAUCUGAAAAUGAUAAAGUGUUUAGUGUUAUAAUAUUAUCACCAAAUACUUCAGCUGAAUUAUUAGGAGCAUUGGAAGUUAACGAAGAAAAUGUUCUUGUGCUUCCUUCACUUUUCCAGAGCACAAAAACCCAACAAAAGGAAAAAACCAGACAAUUUAUGGCCUUUACGAAUGCAAGUGAAAAAGUUUCUCAAAAAAAAUUAAAAGAAUUCAAUUGGAAUGUCGAAGUAGCUGUAGACGAUUAUUUUAAUAAUCAACCUAGCACCAUCACUUGGAGAGGCUUAUCAACUUCUCAAAGUAUGAGUUCUGGAAUAGAUUUAAGAAAACUUGAAGAUGUAUUUAACAAGUACAUAGAUAGGGAUGAAGGCAAUGAUAAGGAUAGAAAAGGAGUAAUUUCAGUGGAUGGAGUAAUAAAAUAUUGUAAUGAUUUGGGA